This is a messenger RNA of Lobosporangium transversale, 1267 nucleotides long. RefSeq lists its product as hypothetical. The record is from RefSeq and is a predicted model, not a curated record. Gene Ontology annotation, molecular function: oxidoreductase activity, acting on the CH-CH group of donors, NAD or NADP as acceptor. NCBI's taxonomy places the organism in Eukaryota, Fungi, Mortierellomycota, Mortierellomycetes, Mortierellales, Mortierellaceae. The transcript has 4 exons. The coding region runs from base 100 to 1137 and encodes 345 amino acids.
AUUAUAUCCCCAGAGCUGAUUCUUUUUUGCCUGUUAUUCUCCAUCCAUUUCUUCUCACGUCCCCAAAAUUCCCUUUUAUUAUUAUAAUUAUCAUCAGCCAUGCCUUCUUCCAACACCUCCAUCAUCUAUCUCAAGCACCCUACCGAAUUCCCCGUUGUAGGUGAACAUUUUGCUGCCAAGACUAACAACGAUUUCAAACCUGUCCUCAAGGAUGGCGAAGUCCUUACACGUAACCUCAUCAUUUCGCUUGAUCCUUACAUGCGUGGCAAGAUGAGAGAUGCCAGUAAAAAGUCGUAUAGUCCUGCAUUUGAGAUUGGCCAGCCGUUAGAUGCUCGUGGCAUUGCUGAAGUGAUCGAAAGCAAGAAUGAAAAAUAUCCCAAAGGCUCUAUCAUUCAUGCAUUUAUCGGCUGGGAGGAGUACACUAUCUUGCCUGAUCUUCCCACGACCCGUAUCAUCCCUGAUGCUAGAGAAUCCAAAUUGCCCUUAUCAUCCUACGUUGGAGUCUUGGGCAUGCCAGGCCUCACUGCAUAUUCUUCAUUGAAGGAUAUCGGGAAACCCAAAGCAGGCGAAACUAUCUUCAUCUCUGCUGCUUCAGGUGCUGUUGGUCAACUUGCUGGCCAACUGGCCAAAGCUUGGGGCCUUACCGUCAUCGGAUCAGCUGGAUCAGAUGAAAAGGUGGACUACCUACUCAAGGAGGUUGGGUUUGACCAUGCCUUCAACUAUAAGAAGCGCACUGCUCACGAUGCGCUCAAGGAGUUGGCACCCAAAGGUAUCGACAUUUACUUUGAGAACGUAGGAGGCGAAACCUUGGAGGCUGCCUUAGACAAUCUGAAUACCCAUGGACGCAUCAUUGCUUGUGGCAUGAUCUCUCAAUACAAUACUACGAAUCCAUAUGGUAUCAAGAACUUGAUGCAGGUAGUCUCGAAGCGUCUAACCAUGCGCGGUUUCAUUGUUGCGGAUUUCUAUGAACAAUACUCCGAAGAUUUCUUCCGUGAUGUCAAGGAAAUGUUACUCAAAAAUGAGAUUGUUUACCGUGUCGAUGAGGUCAAUGGGAUCCAGGCUGCUCCUGAGGCCUUUAUCGGGCUCUUGCAGGGAAAGAACUUUGGGAAGCAGGUCGUAAAGAUUGCUGAUUUGUAAAAGGUGCAAGAGCCAGAUAGUUGGAAGAUAGAAAGCAGAAGACUUGACGAAACAUUAAAGACGAAUGCUCGACAUCAUGCACCUCAUAAUAAAGACAGAGUCCCUUAUUUCACUAAGUGCCACAUACGAG